Diatraea saccharalis (sugarcane borer) is the source of this 1737-nucleotide messenger RNA. Lineage: Eukaryota; Metazoa; Arthropoda; Insecta; Lepidoptera; Crambidae. The record is from the annotation of a GenBank genome assembly.
AUGCCUAGUAUUGAAGCUGCCCUGAAUGAUGAAGACUAUAUUAUCAUGCGGGCUAAGGAAGCCCAGAAGCAAAAUUUACAUUAUGCCAAAGCGUGGAUGUUAACAGCGAAAACACUAUUUCCAACUAAUUUUAAAAUUCAAUUUGAAGCUUAUCAGAUGGAAAAACAAUCAGGAAAUGUCCAGGAAGCUGCAGAAUGCUUUACCUCAUUAAUAAUGUCGAGACAAAAUCUUUCAGACUUACUCCCUGAAAUAUCAGCAAUAGCAAACGCUCUUAGGUCAUCGGAAACCAGUUUUUUAAGUCUUAUGUUUGACAAAAUUGUUCCUGAAAUUCAGUUGACAAUUUUGAAAACCAGUGUAGAAAAUAGCGAUGACACUAUGGAGCACUGCCGUCUAUUGGUGUUAUUAUUGAAGAAAUUUCCACAAUUGGGAGUCGAUAGCUUAGUUAAGACUUUAAUAAAUACUGAUAAAUUUUUUUAUGAUAAUCGAUAUGCACGUUUACUUGUUGUUGAUACUUUGCCAUUGUUAAGUUCUCUUGAAUCACCUAGGCUUCUGCAAAGAUUAUUAAUUAAAGCUAUUGAUUUUUAUAACUCCUAUAUUUAUGAUGAAUCUGAGCAUGAUAUUACUGAUCCAUGGCAAAGACUAUAUGGUGUAUUGGAUUUAUUGGGAAGGCAACUUGGUUGGGAUGUUUUUCUGGUCAAUUAUAAUAAUAGCUUGAAUAAGGAAACAUAUUUUCAAAAGUUGUUGUCAUUAAGGAAUUGUGAUGACUGUAGACAACUCCUAUAUAGUGGAAUAACAUUUUUCUUGAGAUCCCUUUAUGAACAAAAAUCCUUGAAAGGUAAUCAUAUAUUGGUUGAAGCAUUCUCUGAUCCUGAUAUACCACCUCCUAAAAAAAGAAAAGGUGACAUUGACGUGACUGGAAUUUCAGCUCACCAGUUUCAAGCAGCAGCAAGUUGUUGGGAGCUACUACAUACUAAUGAAGUAAUAUCACGUGAGUUUGCAAAGUUAGCUAACCAACUGCAAGCAAAACCAUGGUCCGAAGGAUUUGUUGAUGAAUUAGCAUUAUAUAGAGGGCGAUACGAAGAAGCCAUGCCGCCAGCAACAUCCAACAAUUUGACAGCAUGCAUUAUUAGAGCAUCUAUCCAUUACUUUCAGAAAAAGUAUGCUGCCUGUAUUGAAAGCAUAUUAGCAGCGUUGCCGCAAUUACCACAUACUGAAGGCGUUUUAGAAACUGAACUUAUAAUUGGUGGUAAAUCAAGGCACUUACAUUAUUUGCCUUUAACUAAAAUAUCUAUAAUGCAUUAUUUUUGUACUUUACUGAUAAGAAUUUUGCUAAGUACUGGUAACACUUCAGAUUUGACAUAUGGUCAUAUGUUGGUAUUAAUGCAAUUAGGCUGGCCUCAGGAAGAAGCUAUAUUCAUCCAUAUAUUAGAUGUAAUGAAACAAAAAGGAGUGUUUCAUUAUCACUUAUUUUCAGCAUAUAUUAUACAUAUUGAUAUUCUAGAAGAGCUUAGUUUUAUAUGGAAUGAACAAGGCAAUAAUAUUGCUCUAGAUAUAUUACCCAAUUCACAGCAGCAUUUAGGGCAAAGAAGAAUCGGUACUAGAGGGGCAGAUAAAGGAGUCAAAGAAGAUUUUAAGCAAGCAAUGAAAGCUCAAGUGUCUCGAAGUAAUGAAUCCAUUUUGAAUUUGAUGAUACAAUUUAUAACAUCAGAGAGAUCAUAUUUACUUCAAAUAUUGUAA